This is a messenger RNA of Adineta ricciae, 561 nucleotides long. The record is from the annotation of a GenBank genome assembly. Lineage: Eukaryota; Metazoa; Rotifera; Eurotatoria; Adinetida; Adinetidae.
AUGACAUUAAUAAUUCGGUCGUUUAAUUCAUUUCGUUGCUUGAAUUUAUUAUCAAAUCCUUCUCGUUCUUCAUUAUUUACCAGUUCUUUAGUACAAAGUCGUUAUAUAACACUUUCAACUCAGUCAACUUCAACUAAAGUCAGUAUGAAUCGACAAGUUCGUGAAGAAAUUAUUGCCGAUGUUCUUAACUUAUAUAAUUCCAAUCCGACUGAAGAAUCGUUUCGUCAUUAUGCUCCAAAUGCUCAAUUCGAGGAUCCACUUCAAUUCUCGGGAAAUCUAUCAUCAAUCAAAUCUGCUUUUAAAUCUUUACCGAAAAUCUUCAAAGAUUCGGAAGUGACAAAAAGCGAUGCACAGAUCGAUACAAAUCCAAUGAAAUUGAAUCUCGAGACUCGUUACGAAUGGAAAGAACAAAUCAUUCGCCACGAAGAACGAUGGAAUGGAGAACCAAUUCCAAAUGCAGAAUCGGGAUUUUUUGGAAGAAUUAAAGAAGCAUUGCGUCAUGCAACAGGAAGUCUAGUGCAUGCAGCAGUUGAUAGCGAAAAACCAGUGGAGAAGCACUAA